AUGAGGCUCGAUCAUUCCAUUGGCCAUGAUGAUGAAUAUGGCUUUCAACAAAAUCCAACGGUUGAUCUGUGGGACGACGCAUCCCAAUAUGCACCAACGCCCGGUAAUUUCUGCCGUUCGCCAGCCUCUCUAUCCGACAUAGGCUAUUCCAACGUUGACCCCGCACCCUCCAUUGAUUACGCCCCUCCGCAACAAACUUCUUUGCCCAAGAAUACCCUUCCACUACUCCAGUUUAGUGAUUGGGAAGAAGGUCGGACAUAUGAUGAAGAUCCACCGACCUGUAUACACUAUUUGAUUGAGUGGAAAGUCACUCUGAAUAAUAGAACAGUGGCAAAAAAUACAGAACAAGACCUGGUUCUAGCCCCUCGUUUUUACUGGAGACUCUUUCUAGAGCCAAAGCUAAAAGAACUCAUCAUGCGAAAGUAUUCUCAUCGGAAAGUUCAAACAGACGACACCUCUGUUGUCGUAUCUGCCACACGACAAAGGGGUAUUCCUCUGAGUUUUGAUGGAACCAAUAUUGAUUGGGCCUCUAUAGAGAAACAGCUGACUGAUUGGGGAGACUUGUUUCUUACUGGCAAGAAACUGAGACUCGUCAUUUCUUUCAAUUACAUAGAUAGCCAGAGUUCGACUGCUGGUCGCAGGACGACCGAUAAAAGAGGAUCUUCAUCCGCUACUCAGCACAUGCUUCGAGAACGGGACGAACAACUCUGUGUUGAGGAAGAAAUUUCCGGAGAACCCCCCGCUUGGAAAGCGGUAUAUGCUCUAAUACGCUGCCCUGGAUCUUGUGAAUUUGGCCCCCACUGUUGGCAGGAUCCUUAUGGGAAGAAGCACUACAAACUAUACCGGGAUCAACUAGAGAAUCUGGUGAAAUACGUGCAGAGUGGUGGGGUUUUACAAUCACAUGAAGAUGUCCCGGGUAUGAUUCGCGAACAAAUCUAUAGAGCGGAGAGGCAGCGGCUUGAAAGGCCUAGGUCUCACAAUCGUACUGCCUCUGAGACAAGCUGUCCCCCUAUUACUAUUACAAACGUCCUUCCACCACAAACGCCACAAGCAACCGCGUUAUAUACGUCGUUGCCUCCGGAAAACAGUACUAUGUCUCCCUUAGCAGACCUACCUGUCCUGCAUAUUUCCGGACUUCUGGACGUUGCCGUAAAGGAAUAUGGUACUUGGCAGCAGUCACGGUUGAGUGAUAAGAUAUUAAAAGCUGAGGUCAGAAAGGUGUGCGAGGUAGCUCUAGACGAUGGACUAGAUCUGUCGUAG
This is a messenger RNA of Penicillium angulare, 1260 nucleotides long. RefSeq lists its product as uncharacterized. The coding region runs from base 1 to 1260 and encodes 419 amino acids. The record is from RefSeq and is a predicted model, not a curated record. Lineage: Eukaryota; Fungi; Ascomycota; Eurotiomycetes; Eurotiales; Aspergillaceae. The transcript has a single exon.